AUGGAAUUCAUGGAGGUCGAACCUAUUGAUUUUAAGCAAAUGGAGUUUGAUACCAAUGAAUGGGCUGAAUUUAAAAAAGGAGCAUUGGAUCGUUUACAAAUUCAUCGUUUAACAUUUACUGAAGCACACACAUUUAUUGUUUGUUUAAAUAAAAUAUUGCAUAAAAUAUCAAAAGAUGGACACGAAGUCUCACGGGGGGCGGUUGAAGGGAUUUCUUUUGUAGGAGAAAUUGAAACAAGCAAAAUAAAUGACAAGGAAUUAAGCAAAUAUUUAAAAGAAAUUGAAAGUAUUUAUUGGCAAUCGAAAGAAGAAAUUAAAAAUGUAUUUAAUUAUAUUUUAAAGGGACGAGUUUAUUUUUAUUUAUUAGAGUUUCUAUGGGAGAACCUUCUAAUAGAAACACCCUCUAAUUGA
Meloidogyne enterolobii is the source of this 411-nucleotide messenger RNA. Lineage: Eukaryota; Metazoa; Nematoda; Chromadorea; Rhabditida; Meloidogynidae. The record is from the annotation of a GenBank genome assembly.